AAAUAGCCGCCUUUGAGUGAACACGUUUUUGUUUUUGCUCUGUGAUAAAAUUUCAAUUUUUUAUUCUUUUAAUGCGUUUGUAACAGUGAAAUUACAACAUCCUUUAUCAAAAAUUAAUCUUGAACCUUCAUUUUAGCGAAUGAAAACAUUCAUUCGGUCGUUAAUUCCAUUUCAAAUCGAACAAAAGUGUUUUUUCGUUUUCAUCAUCGUACAGGCACAUUCACACCACCAACACAUCAUCUUCUCUCUGUGAUUUUUCAACCCUCAGCACCCAUAUUACACCAAACUGUUUCCAAUCCUCUUCAGAAUAAUAUUAUCAUCGAAAACAUCAUUACCUACUCCAAUUAAAGUGUUUUCUCCUUAAUUAAUUUUUCAGCCUUCAAGGCUUUCCAAACUUGUUUAUUGAGCUGCAACACCUCAGUGCUGCCGCCAUGGCUAAACACAAGAAAAGACUUGCUCAGCCUGCUCAAGUCGCUGUUAACAGUGACUCAGAAUAUGAACAACCUAGUGUCAAUAGAAAUCCAAGAAAUGCAAAUGAAGCUGAUGAAACUCUGGAAAAUUUACACCAAGACUCUUCACCAAUUGCAACUUAUAAUAUUCAACAGUGCUGUGAUACACUAAAAUGUUUCAACAAAAUGCAUGACAAACGAUCAGUGACCAAAUACCUCGAUCUCCUUGAUACUAUAUCCAACACUCUGUUAACCAUAGCUCAUAACUACGAACAAAAUGACAGUAAAAUUCACAAUAUACUCGAAGAACUGAAACAAGAUAUCAAAAACAAACCAGCAUCGCCAACCUAUUCGCAAGUUCUCCAAAGAAAUCCGCAAACUACACAAAUCUCAAUCCCAAAAUAUGAUGAAAAAACGAUCAUUGUCAAACCCAACGAUAGCACUCCUCCGCAAAUCAUCGAAAAUAAAAUCAAGGAAAUCAUCAAAAAAUCUAAUACCAAAACAAAAAUAAAUUCGAUCUACAGUAAACAAACAUGUGUGAUCAUAAAAACACCGAAUAAUGAUAAAGACUGCGACCAACUAUUGAACCAAAUAAAUUCUGAUGAAGAAACUAAAAAUACAUGCAACGCAUAUGAACCGAAAAAGAGAGAUCCAACAAUACUCAUCAAAAACGUAGCAUCGGAUACAGAUCUCCUUAAGUUAGCAGAACAGAUAGCUGAAUGUAAUCCAGAAUUAGAAGGCCUAGAAGAUGAUAUGGAAUAUUUGUUCAAACUCAAAUACAGUGAUACUGCCAAACACAUGAACGUUGUACUUAAAACAAGCCCAAAAGUAUAUCAUAUCAUCACAACACAAAUGAACAACAGAAUUUACCUAGACUUUCAAUGUUGCAAUAUACAAACAAAAAUUUUUAUUAGACAGUGCCAAAAAUGCUUCAGUUUCAACCAUAAGAAAGGAGAUUGUAAAAAUCGACCCAUAUGUAAAACAUGCGGAGAACAUAAAGAAGAUAAUCAUUCAUGCUCAGGAAACACGUGUUGUAUCAAUUGUAAAAAUUCUACAAAAUAUAAAAACGACACAUCUCAUUCACCAAACACCGAACAUUGUCCAAUAUACAAAACCCAAGUGGAAAGAUCAAAAGAACAAACACAAUAUAGACCAUAACUGAAUGUAUAUCCGUAUUAUCCUCAUCCUUCAUUGUU
Dermatophagoides pteronyssinus (European house dust mite) is the source of this 1645-nucleotide messenger RNA. RefSeq lists its product as uncharacterized. Lineage: Eukaryota; Metazoa; Arthropoda; Arachnida; Sarcoptiformes; Pyroglyphidae. The record is from RefSeq and is a predicted model, not a curated record.